AUGGAUGAAAAUGAAUACGAUAGUAGCAUUGAAGAUUUACCUCAAGAAGAGUCAAUUGACGAAUGCUAUGAAAGCGAUUUUGAAAAAGAAGCUGACUCACUUGUCAAAAACUCCAGCAUUACUACGCCAAUUGGGGCUCAAAAAUCCUUUAUCACCCAACAAAAUUGGCCAGGAGUAUCUCUUAACUCCAAGAUCUCUUCAACCAAAGUAAAUUAUCAAACUGUGUCCUCAAGCGCAACUUCUCUAGAAAACCCUCAAAAAGUGAUAGCCAGACUUCAAAAAGAAAACGCAAGCUUAAGAAACCAAUUAAAAGAAUUAAAUCUAAGAUUAAAUGAAGUUUUAGACAUCUCAAAGAAGAAAAUUCUUAAAGCCCCUGAUACAGCUACACGGGAAGAAGGAAUCCGAAAGCAAGCAGACACAAAAGAUAAGCAAGUUCGCGUUUAUGAAAACGAAUACAAUCGAUUGAAGGCUCGUUUAGAACAGUUACAUGACACCAACUAUGCAGUGCAGCUUAAAUACUCAAUUAAAGAAAAAGAAGAAAAAGUCAAGGACUUUGAGAAGCAGUUUAAAAUAUUGUCGGCUGAACAAAAAAAUAGAGCAAAACUGCUGAAUAAAGUGUAUGGAGAUGGAUUGCCUGACGACAUGAAAGAGUUAAAUGAAGUGAUGGAGGAGUCUAACCAUUUGAGAGAACAAGUAAAUGAGCUGGAAGCAAAGCUUGAAAAGAGUCAUGAAGGAUAUGAGCAGCAAUAUGAGCUAGAAUUGAAUUUGACUGAAAAACUGGAGAAGCUUCAAGAAAUUUCGGAAAGUUAUAAUAUUGAACUGGGAAAGCAGAAGUCUCCUUCGAAGAUAAAUACAACUUAUGAAAAUCUACUAAAAAGCUACCAAAACACAGUAAAAAUCAAUGAAAACUCUAUCAACCAUUUGAAAUCUCAAGAAAAAGAUUUAAAAAAGCUUUUCGAUUCAAAUGUUAUAGAAAUCAAUACAAUAAAAAAAGAAAUUAAAGAAAAAGAAGAGAUCUCAAUGAGAGUCAAAGAGGAGCUAAAAAAUAUAAUGAAAAUAGCAGAAAGCAAGAACUUAGGCAAUUUAGUAACUUUGCUUGAGUCAAAGCCUAAAGUAUCGUCUCAUUCAAGCUCUCCUCAGCCUAGGGCUUCUCAAGACUCCAACAGAGAAAUCCACACAAUUGCUGAAGUAGAAGAAUCCUUAGCUGAAAGCAAAUCUCUUGUCAUGGCAAUUUCUUCAAAAGAUCUCAAAAAGCCAAGUCCGUUCAAAUUCAAUAAAAAAGUAAUCAAUGAUGAAAUUGAUGAAGAAAUUCCUGGAGAAAAUAUGCUUGUUGAUGUUCCGCUUGUUAAAUCAGUUCUUGAAACUCAAAAAAGCUAUGAAAGUGAAAAUUUGAAAUCAACUCCAAAUAUUAGUUCUACUAAAGCGAAUAAGCCAAAGCUUGAUUUUCGAUCAAUUUUAAAUCAAAAUCCGGUAGCAUCUCCAUCUAUGGAAGAAAUUAAACCUGAAAAUAAGCCGGUUAACCGUGGCCAAAACUCUUUAGAGUCUUUAGAUGCUUUAUUAGGGAUUAAAAAAGCGGAGACUGAAGUAAAAGGUUUAGAAGAUUUUACUGAGCAUAGAAAAAGUUCAGCUAAAGAAGAGUCAAAGACAGUUAUUCCUUCGAAACCAUCAAUUUUUCAAGAAUUAGAGCCAACACCAAAUACUAAAUCAAUAUUCGAAGAGUUAAGGUCCACAAAUAAACCAUUUCAGGAAGACCUAAGAUCUUCAAAAAGCAAGCCAAUCUUAGAUGAACUGAAGCCAGCAAGCAGUAAAUCAAUCUUCGAUGAAUUGAAGCCCACAAACAAAAAAUCAAUAUUUGACGAGCUCAAGCCUACAAACAAUAAAUCUAUUUUUGACGAUUUAAAGCCAGCUACAGAAAAUAAACCAUUUUUUGAAGAACCAAAGCCAACUUCAAAUAAAUCAAUUUUUGAAGAACUUAAGCCAAAUAAUAAAUCAAUAUUUGAUGAGCUGAAGCCAUCUGAAAAGUCAAUUUUUGACGAGCUUAAUUCAAACAAUAAAGCUGAGUCUAAUUUGCCAUCAUUUUUAAAGGAUGAGCCUUUUUCAUCAAAACCCCAGGAAAAGCCUGUAAAAUCUACUCGAGAUCGAUCUCAUCUGUUUCAAGAGAAAAAAUCUGAUGAUCUCUUUAGUAAUAAAAGUCUAUUUAAUAUAGACGAAAUUAAACAUACAGUUUCACAAAAUUCAGAAGCAACUCUUAUAUCACCUCCAACUCAAGCAGGAACUGAGAGUGUAAAUCAGUCUAAUUAUGCAUAUUUAAAAUGAUUAGCAUCGUUUUUGAUUACAGUCAGUAGAUAUAUAUUUUUAUUCAUGAUAAAUGGAAAUAUCUUUUUUCAGAGCCUAGCAUUCCUAAAUCAAAAAACACAAGAGAAAGACCUAAUAUGUUCCAAUCAGAACAGUUCAUGCCAGAAAGCUUUAACUCCAUUCAGCAGAAUAAUGAUAAAUUUGAGCUUAAUUUAAAUCAAAAUAAAUGAAGCUCAUUCAAUGAGCACGAAAUCAACCGUCCCAGCUUAAAAGAGCCGCGUAAAUCAGUUCUCCAACAAGACAAAGGGGACAAACUAAAAAAUUUAGCUGAAAAAGCUGAAAAAAAUGAAUUUUUCCAAGAUUUAUUUGGAAGCCCAGAUGAUAAAAAAAUAGAAUUCACAAACAUUAAAAGCAAACUUUUACCUACAACUCUUGAAAAAAACCAAAAAGCAAUUCCAAAGCCUGUCGAGCCUAUUAUCGAUAACACCCCAAGUGAUAUUUUCAGGUUCAGUGAGCCUGCAAGUUUUGCUCAAAAAAUUCAGCCACCAAGUACUGAUACCUCAUCAUUCAUAAAAUCCGAAGCUUCAAAGAAGCCGACAUUUGAUUUAAUUGAAGAAGAUUUGAUACUUUAG
Messenger RNA from Blepharisma stoltei, 2927 nucleotides. The record is from the annotation of a GenBank genome assembly. Lineage: Eukaryota; Ciliophora; Heterotrichea; Heterotrichida; Blepharismidae.